Triplophysa rosa is the source of this 4638-nucleotide messenger RNA. RefSeq names its product pleckstrin homology domain containing, family F (with FYVE domain) member 2 (gene plekhf2). NCBI's taxonomy places the organism in Eukaryota, Metazoa, Chordata, Actinopteri, Cypriniformes, Nemacheilidae. Gene Ontology annotation, molecular function: metal ion binding; phosphatidylinositol binding. The coding region runs from base 215 to 958 and encodes 247 amino acids. The record is from RefSeq and is a predicted model, not a curated record. The transcript is spliced from 2 exons.
CACGCCGGUGACGCUUACAUUCCCUGCUCCAGCCCUCAGCCAUAUUGAAACUACUCUUUCCUACUUUGGUGGCCCGGGAAGGAAGCCGAGGGAGUCUCUACGGACGCCUUUUAAUUCGGAGUUUAACGUAUAUAUUCUGCGCAAGAAAAAAGUUACCGGUGGUUGUUGCUUCGCUUUGACGACUGUUGGUCGGUUGCGUUGAGGCGUUUGAAAGAUGGUGGACCGCUUGGCGAACAGUGAAGCCAACUCCAAACGCAUAGCAGUUGUGGAAGCCUGUUUCGGGACAGCAGGCCAGCCGCUGGUCAUCCCGGGUCGAGUGCUCAUUGGCGAGGGCGUCCUCACGAAACUGUGCCGCAAAAAGCCCAAAGCCCGGCAGUUCUUCCUCUUCAAUGACAUCCUGGUGUACGGCAACAUCGUCAUCCAGAAGAAGAAAUACAACAAGCAGCACAUCAUCCCUCUGGAGAGCGUCACUAUAGACACUGUAGACGACGAGGGCGAGCUGCGGAACGGCUGGCUCAUUAAAACGCCCACCAAAUCAUUCGCCGUCUACGCCGCCACGGCAACGGAGAAGUCGGAAUGGAUGAGCCACAUCAGUAAAUGUGUCUCGGACCUGCUGGAGAAGAGCGGGAAAUCUCCCACCGGGGAGCACGCCGCGGUCUGGGUGCCCGACUCCGAGGCGACCAUAUGCAUGCGCUGCCAAAAGGUGAAGUUCACCCCCGUCAGCAGACGGCACCACUGCAGGAAAUGUGGCUUUGUCGUGUGCGGCCCCUGUUCAGAAAAGAAGUUCCUGCUGCCCAGUCAGUCGUCCAAACCGGUUCGAGUCUGCGAGUUCUGUUACAAACAGCUCUCCACGGGCGCCACCCUGCCCCCCCGCUCGGACUCCUAUAGUCGGUCCGGUUCAGAGUUCUCCUCUAAUAACCUCUCUGAUGAUGAAGAUGAGGAUGACAGCAGUGACUGAGAUUUACUUUCAGGAAUAUAGACAAUCCAUGAAUUACGUCCCGUUAUUUUAGUCUCUACGUUUCUUUCAGGGUUUAAAUUUGCAUUACAACUAUUUUAUUCUUGUGGCAACACUCUUUAGGCAACACAACUUACUCUAAAGAAUUAAAGACCCUGUGAAAAAGAACAAAUGUUUGAUGGGAGUUCCUGCGUGUUUUCUGAACACUAUUUGCACUACUUGCAUACUCACAAGUAGUUUUUUACUGUCACGUCUCAAUGGCGCCUCUCAUUCUUAAUAAUUUAACAUCUUAUAUAUACAUUUUUUCUAUAGAUUUAUUCCUUUCAACCUUCUUUCCUCUUUACUUAAAUUCUCUUUUUGCUGUCACAACUGUUUUUGCUGUUUUUUCCUGCUACUUUGCUGCUACAGUAUCUGCUAAAGAGGGGAAUGUUGGGUAAUCUGAUUGUAGGCUAUUCACAGGAAUCCUCUCCCUGCUAAAACCCUCAGGCGAAGCCACGUAGAUUCUCAACCGAUUCAGUUGUUGUACACUGAAUACAGCGUAGUUUUUCAACAGGUUAAAUUGUUUUAAACAAGGAGCUGCAUUUAAUGAAUAACUACCCACUAGCAAACCAUGCAAGUAUGUUUAAGAGAGAAGUUUUCAGAUUAAAUUCUUGGUUGACUGUCUAGUAAUUGCAGGUGACAAAUCAGAUGGAAGCUUUUUUUUUAAAGCUUGCACGUGUAUAUAGUGCUGUGGGGUAGGAAGUCUAUUGGAGAAUUCACCUGACAAGGCUGUUGCCGCCUCAGUGCCUUUUUAAUGAUUUAUUCUCAGGAAGUAUAUCCUGGUAAAGAAACUUUCGAGGCUACAGUUUAUAACAUUUUGUGGACUGAUGUUUUACAACACUCGCCAUCAUUCGAUGGCGCAAUCACAGUAUGGAGUUAGCCUGCUUCACAGUGCAUCAGUCCAAAAUGUUAGCUCAGUAAUCGGACAGCCCAGUUUUGUAGGUUUCCGGGUUGUCACCGAAGAUCUUGCGAUGCAUUGCUUCACGACAGCGUUCGGCCGUGACAAACUGAAAUGCAUGUUAGCAUACAGCCCAAAGGAACUGCGGCGAAAGAAUACCCAUCCGUUUUCCUCACCGUCUCAUUUGAGUCUUUGUGUUAGCGAGGUCACGUGCCGGGGCAUGGCGGUCAGUGCUACACAUUUUGAAUGGGAAUUGAAAGCAUUAUAAGGAAGUGACUGACAUACAGCCUCCUUUUGUUUUUACUGGCUGUUUCACAUGCACUAACCACUGUCCAGAGUGACAUUUGUUAAAAGACUGCUCGGAGACAUAACCAAAUUUAUUCUUUCCAGGUUUACUGUUUGUAUUUUUCACAAGAGAAGCUGGUGGAUAAAACCCAGCGAUAUUGCUCGAGACCCUUGUGUCUCAGAACUGAAUACUUGAUCACAUGUGAAGAUGUCAGAUUAACAAAACUAACGUUGUAACGGGAUAUUUAAUAAAACUAGACUCGGAGUUCUGACAGCAAUCCUUAUCAUAUGCAAUAACAGAUACACUGAGUAUUUUUUGCCUUUUGUAGAUUGCGAGACCUCUGUGGGAUUUAGCAAUAGAUUUACAGUGAUUGAUCUUAUCUUGCUUUUGGAAUCUAACAGUAGAUUUGCAGGUUAGUUAUGGAACAAUUAAUUGUUUUCAUCUUUCCAAAUGUAACCUGAUGGUAUUCUGAGAUAAUUUCUUUGGUUUAAUUAUGUUUUAAUAUUCUGAGAUUGUUUUAAUGUUACUUAUAUUGUAAACUUUGUACAGUUUUUAUAUAUUUCUUCUUAUUUGGGCCUGCAGCUGUUUUUUGUUUCAUAAUUUUUCCGUGUGGUUCAUGUGUGUUUCCUGAACACUGGAUCAGUUACCAGCACUUUACCAUCUCUGCAAACCACAAGAGAGGGGCGGGGCGGGGCCUGAGUAGAAUGUGGGCGGGGAAUAUUACAUGUCUUCACACAUAGAAUCUGGCUGCAAUGAUGAGUGAAUAGAUAGUUCUUUUAUUCCCUUAUUCAGUUUGCCAUUAUGGCGUAAUGGUUUAUAUAUAAAGUAAAGAGACAGAAUCGGCGUUUACUUCUUAUUUGACUUUUUGAAGUUUUGAAGAUUUUUCAAGUUUCAUGUAAUUUAUGAUUCCCUCAUUUUUUUAAAUCGAUUUUUCUAUUUUCUUGUCCAUGUUGUCAUUUUAAUUCUCCUUUAAUAUUUUGAAAGGGCUAAGAACUGAAUGUAAUCCGUCAUAUCAUUAAUAGAUACUAAUUUUAUGGAAAAUAUAUGCAUUGCUUAAACUCUUGUGUCUUGUCUUCUGUAAUAUCAAAUCUUGCACUGGAAGAUCCAGUAGUUGUGCGAUGGGGAAAGUAUUAAUAUUACCAGAUGUUACACUUCUCGGAUCAGGACCAAACCAAACGCUUAAACGCUUGAGUAUAUCCUCUCACAGCGUGAUCGCUAAUCUGUUAUUUACAUCUCAGUCUAUUUGGGUAAAUCCCCACAACGUGAUGUUACACUCAGAAAUUCUGGGUCUUUGUUACCAAACUGUGGACUGAAAUAACCUUAGCAUAGGGUCAUUUUUAACCCAAAGUCUAUAUUUUACCCAACCAUGGGUUAAAAAGAACCCUGAGUUUUUCCAGAUAGUGAAUGUAGUAUUAUAGUUAGGGAAUUUCUUCAUUAAACUAAUUUUUUUCUGUGAUUACUGGUCCGGCAUGGUUGUGGGGUUAAAUUGUUGGCGGAGAGAUAUUUAAAUCUUUGGCCUAAAACUUUUGGCUUUAAUAUCACAGUGUCAUCUGCCCUAAAACCGAACUCUUAAUAGAAUAAUCAUUUUUAGAGUAGUUAGACACUUACUAUUUGAUGUCUGUCUCUUUGAACAAAGAUCAAGCCUGAAAACACGCAUAUCCAUCUAGACGAUAGCAAAGCAUUGAAAUAAACCUUUGCAUAAUCCCUUGUCUGUACUGACUGCUUUGGUCAUGUGUCGCUAAAUACCUGUCAAAUGUGACUUGACAUUUAGAGGUGCGAGGCCCCUAAUCUUUAAAACAUUCUCAAGUGUGGAAAUGUUACAUUACCCUGUCAACCAUACCGCAAAGAAUAUAAAAUACAUACAUAUAAAAUUCUGUCAACAUUUACUCACCCUCUUGUCAUUUCAAACCUGAAUGACUUUCGCUGUAUGCAGAACACAAAAUAAGACAAUUUUGAUGAAUGUUUGGAUGAGAACAACGGCAGUACCCAUUCACUUGCAUUGGUUUUGAGUCUAUUCAAUAGAAAUGAAUGGGUACCACCAUUGUUUGGUUACCAACAUCCUUCAAAAUCUCUUUUGUGUUCUGCUGAAGAAAGUCAUACAGGUUUGAAAUGACAGGAGGGUGAGUAAAUAAUGACAGAAUUUUCAAUUUUUUAUGAGGAGCCAUUAGGUCUUAAUUAUUGAAAUGACUCUUAUACAAACACUAGUGAAAUAAAAACAUUGAUCAAACAUUGGCCUUUAUAAUUCGGCCUCCAAUUGUAAAAUUAGACAACCAUAUUGUGAUCUUAACGAACUCUUAAAACUUCAUUUUGCAACACAACAACAGAUGUAUUUCAAAGGUUUGCCUAAGUGAAAUAAGCUCUCAUCAACUACACUGAAAUCUUUCAUCAACUAUACCUGAAAUAUGUUGCCUCAGUAGUGCACUAGUGUUUAUAAGAGGCUGUUUAGCAUGCAUAUGAAUG